Messenger RNA from Phyllostomus hastatus (greater spear-nosed bat), 5039 nucleotides. It is a transcript of the gene ZNF526, whose product is annotated as zinc finger protein 526. Bases 106 to 2112 code for a protein of 668 amino acids. NCBI's taxonomy places the organism in Eukaryota, Metazoa, Chordata, Mammalia, Chiroptera, Phyllostomidae. The record is from RefSeq and is a predicted model, not a curated record. The transcript has 2 exons.
GGAGGUGUGGAUAGUGAGGGGUGCCGCACAUCGGGAGCAGAGGGUCGGUGUCAAGAGCGGCGGGGUCUGCUGGAGUGAAGAGAAACGGGUACUGCCUUCCCCACAAUGGCAGACAUGGUGGCUGAGGUGGCUGACAUGGCCGAGAUGUCAACACAGAUGUCACCAGAGGCAAUGGAGAUGCCGAUACCAGUGUUCAGGGAGAUGACAGAGAUGUCAGCAGAGGUGGCUGAGAUGAAACCUGGAGAGGCCCUUGCCUCAUCCCUCUUUUUCCAGCACCACCAAUUCAUGUGCUCUGAGUGUGGCAACCUCUACAACACACUGGAGGAAGUCAUCUCACACCAGGAGCAGCAUGUACCCAUUGUCACAGAGGAGGAGGCGCUGACCACCCAGGAUGCUGGCCUGGAGCCGGAACUAGUGCCAGGUACUGAGGAUGGGCCUUUCCAGUGUGGCGAAUGCAGCCAGCUCAUCCUCUCCCAUGGUGAGCUCCUGGCCCACCAGGACACCCACCUCCAGGAGUCUACAAGCCAGAUCCAGUACCAGUGUGGGGACUGCCAGGAGCUGUUCCCCUCACCUGAGUUGUGGGUGGCUCAUCGGAAGGCCCAGCACCUUUCUACUGCAGCAGCUGGACCACCAGUGCCACCACCUCCCCCUCCUCCAGCACCACCACCUCCACCCCCUGAUCCACCUGGAGUCAAGAUGGAGCCCUACGAGUGUCCUGAGUGCUGUACCCUCUGUGCCACCCCUGAGGAGUUCUUGGAGCAUCAGGGAACCCACUUUGAUUCCCUAGAGAAAGAGGAAUGCAAUGGCCUAGAGGAAGAUGAGGAGGAUGAAGAAGAUGAUGAAACAGAGGAGGAAGGGUUGACAGCAGAGGUUGGUGAUGAUGCUAUAGAAGGCAACAAGUCCACAGCCAGCCAGGCCCAGAGCUGUGGGGAUUAUCACCAACACUGGACCUCAGCAGGGGCACGCCGGCGACACCGGCGGGCAUCCCAUGGCCCAGGGUCAACAACCCAUCCCUUCAGCUGCAGCCAGUGCCAGCGCUGCUUCAGCUCAGCAAACCGGCUGCUGGCUCAUGGGCGGGCCCAUGUUGGUGGCACACACGAGUGUACCACCUGCUUCAAGGUCUUCAAGAAAGCAUCCUCCCUGGAGCAGCACCUGCGGCUGCACCGUGGGGAAGCCCGCUAUCUCUGUGUGGACUGUGGUCGUGGCUUCAGCACAGAACUCACAUUGGUGGCCCACCGGCGGGCCCACACCGCCAACCCAUUGCAUCGGUGCCGCUGUGGCAAGACAUUCAGCAACAUGACCAAGUUUCUCUACCAUAGGCGCACCCACGCCGGCAAGAGCGGGGCGCCUCCCGCCACCACAGCAGCCUCCCUAGCUCCAGCUGAGCCCCUGCCCCCGCCACCGCCCCCUACCCCGCCUGCCCAGCUGCCCUGUCCACAGUGCUCCAAGUCCUUCGCCUCAGCCUCCCGCCUUUCCCGGCACCGGCGCACGGUCCACGGGCCCCCUGAGCGGCGACACUGCUGCGGGGUUUGCGGCAAGGGCUUCAAGAAGCUAGUCCAUGUGCACAACCACCUACGGACACACACGGGCGAAAGGCCCUUCCAGUGCCACUCCUGUGGCAAGACCUUUGCUUCUCUGGCCAAUCUCAGCCGCCACCAACUGACCCACACAGGUGUGCGUCCCUACCAAUGUCUAGACUGUGGCAAACGGUUUACACAGAGCUCCAACCUGCAGCAGCACCGGAGGCUGCACCUGCGGCCAGUGGCCUUCGCUCGUGCCCCCCGCCUCCCCAUCACUGGCCUCUACAACAAGAGCCCCUACUACUGUGGGACAUGCGGCCGCUGGUUCCGUGCCAUGGCAGGCCUGCGCCUGCAUCAGCGGGUCCAUGCCCGCGCCCGGACAAUGACCCUGCAGCCCAGAUCACCACCUCCAGCCCCAUCCCCAGCCCCCCAGCCUCAGCAGACUAUCAUGUGCACUGAACUUGGGGAGACCAUCGCCAUCAUCGAGACAUCCCAGCCACUGGCACUUGAGGACACACUGCAGCUGUGCCAGGCAGCACUGGGAGCCAGCGAAGCGAGCGGGCUGUUGCAAUUGGACACGGCCUUCGUGUGACACCACGAAGAGCAAUAAUAAAACAGUUUGGUUGCAACAGCAAGUAUGAACACCUCUGGGGAGGAAGGGGACCACCCCCCAGCAAGCCACUCUGGCACCCAGUGGGUGCCAGGAUCCACCCUGGCCUCUUACCCACUAACUCCUCAGAACAGCCCUGCCAGGUUUCUCUUGUCGCCUUUCUCUGCCUGAAGGGAAAUUGAAGCCCUGGGACGUGAUAGGAUCUGUCCCAGGUCACCCACAAAGCAGGGUUUGCCAGGGUUCUUUGUGUGACCCUGCUGCCCAGCAACAUCAGGUCACCUUGUUUGAGCCUGGGCUGUGUGCUCAGAUACGUGCCCAUUAUGUCUUCAGGUCCUCCGCUGUUCCCAUAGCCCAAGGCUUCCUUGGAUUCUCAGCACCCAGGACUCAGCUCUGCCCAGGAGGAACACAUUUGACUUGUCUGGGCUUCCUUAAUCUCAUUUUUAACAAUGUGAAAGGAAAGCUCUAGGUUCCCAGGGGGUGCUCAGUUGAAGAUGUGAUACUGGAGACCCAGGAAUGAGUCAGACUCAGGCUCUGCCUAGGAUGCCUGCAGUGUGGUAGGAGGAACACACGCAAGUACAGAUGGCCUUACUAAGUGCUUCGCUGACUCUUUCAUCUGGGAUGUCCUUCCUGAGUGCUGGGCAAUGCUUGGGGCUAGAGAUGAGUCAGGCCUCCACCCUGCCCAAGGGCAGACCAAUUGCAGGUCUGGGUUCCUCAGGGUUGCGGUAGGCAUGCACAUGGACAGUGGGCCCCAGAACAGGGAACAAAGCUGGGUGGUGGGAGGUCAGGAGUCAGAGACUUACAGAGGAGAUAGGAAUUUGCUAGGAGAACUUUCCAGGCAGACAGCAUGGAGGGUGAGUUCUUAGUAUACUUGGAGACUGUCCAGUUAUUCACAAUUACAAUAACAGCGAACAUUUGACUCCCUUGCCGUGGCAGGCACCGCAGUUACCACUGUGAUCCCGAUGGGCCCGUGAGGAGAUCUAAGAAUUACCCCUAUUGUACAGCCAAGAAAAUGGGCAGACUUGCUCAAGGUCCCACAGCUAGGCAGAGGCAUUGCUGAGACUUCCACCAAGCCCAUCCCUUCAGUCUAUGUCCAGAACGAGUGAAACCUUUGUGGAGGUAGGGGCUCAGGGGGUUCAUUGUAACUGGAGGAAAGGUGAGCUGGUGUCACAGAGAAGUUGGUGUUUGAGGGGUCUUUCAAAAGAUCAAGUCUUGGGGGCAGAAAGGAAUCCCCAGCCUUUCCAGAUUCCUUUAUGUGACAAUCCUUCUGUCUCUAAACAUGAUAUACGGCAGGUCAGGUCCAUGGGCAGGCUCCUCCCAGGCCUCUGCAGAUCCAGGUACUCUUGCAGGUGAGGCAGAAUGAGGCAGGGCCGUGGCUGUGUGUCUGGGAGGGAGGGCUAGACCUCAGAAGGCCUUCAGAGCUGGGCUAAGUGGGGCAGUGUGAGAAAGGGUGGGUCCUAAAUGGGGGUUUGGGCUCCCUGCAGUCAAGGUGGGGUGUUGGAGGAGACUGAAGAUGGUCCAGGAAGGAGAGAACAGGCCAGAGCUGGGCAGAGGCUGAGGGGGUGGAAGAGUAAGGGAUGGUGACCUCAUGGCUGACCAGAUGUGAGCAAUGGGGAAGGGGUCUCUAGGAGCCCCAAGGCCUGCCUCUUGCCCAGACCAGCCUUCUUCCCCUACCCUAGUCCACUUGCUUUAUAUCUUCAUGACACAAAAAAAGGUGAUACCUAGACAGUGUUCAGCAGGGAAGGCCAGGGUUUGCUUUGGGCAGUAUAGAGAUGGCCCCUAGGGCUGGCCUGAGCAUACAAAAGCCCAAAUGCCACACAACGGUCCUUGAACUCCCUCUGCAACGUUUGAAACUCCUGUCUUUCUUGGCCAGUAAAGCACCUGUCAGUUGCUCCUCCCCAGACUGUUCCCCUGGGGCUUCUGCCCUGGCCCACAGCUGGCACCACAUGGAGGAGGCACCGUUUCACUCUGCCAGUGGCCCCACCACCUGGCCCAGCAUAUUUCCUAAGUGAGGGUAAAAGCCAGGCUCUGCACUAGCCUCUCAGGAGUGUCGCUUCCCAGCAUCCAUAGAAGGUGGCUCAGGUAAGUGCCCUGUUUGAGACCUGGAAAUGAAGGCUUGGGGAUCUGCUAGUGUUUGGGGACAGCAUCUCUGCCCCCAUGCAUGCCCACUGAAUCUACAUCAGGCUAAGUUUUGUGUCCUCCAAACCCUUGAAGCAGUAGGCAGCAGGGACUGAGACAGCUUUUUGUUCAAAUCUUGACUCUUGCCAUUUAUGCCCUGUGGCCAUGACCUCUCUGGUCCCCAGUUCUCUCCCUCCCUGGGUAGAAGCAGAUAGUUCAUGCUGGGUCCAGGGGCAGGCUCAUCCCAGGCCUCUGCAGCAUAUAAGCCAGACCUGUUUAUCCUCACAUGGGAAGGCUGGGCAUCUGAGCCAGGGCCCAGAUUCAGGCCUCAGAUGGCCCAACCUGGGUUCACUCUACCCCACCCCUGCCUGAGAUACAGCCUGCUCCUGUCCCACCGGGCACCUCCCACACCUCCAGGGAAACAGGCAGCCAGACGUAAGCAGGUUUUCAUGCCAAUAAUUUAUUGAACGGAGGUCUGUACACAGGCAAACCUUACUGUGGAAACUACGAAGACAUCAGGAGCCCAGGAGCCCCCCACCACCCCUACCCCGGCCCUCUAGGGUGGGGAGAGGAAGGAGGAGACCUUAGGGCAGAGGACAGGAGGGGACACAGCUAUGGGAGGGGGAGGAACCAGGUUGGACGGUGCGAAUUGACGUUUUCUUUAAGAAAAAAAUUAUAACAAUCUAUUUACACCCGGGGGGCGGGGGUGGGCAGGGAAGGGAAGAAGAAAUGGACUGGUCUGGUUCUAUUUACAAGGGACACAGGAGGAGGGGAUGGGUUGGAGAAGGUGGAGG